AUGCAUUGCGUUUGCACAGAGCCUUCCGUGUCCUGCUCGGAGACUGGCACACGAUCAGGCACGUACGUGGCUGGUUCGCCUGCCGCGGCUGCGUUGCCCUACCGGGCGCACUGGCGCGGACCGCGGAGCUCACCGCCAUUGCCUCGCCCGUCUCGUUCUGUAUGUACAGCGGCCAGGACUGAAGCAGACACAGCCCGGCUAGCUCAGUCGCCUCUGCAACUGAGGGAGCUCUACACUGAACUAAAGCCAUUGCUCGCUAUUGACUUUGCAGCAAACCUGCCCCAAGAGCUGGUGGAGAAAAUCUUUUCAUAUCUUUCCGCAGAGGAUCUAUUCCGGGUAGCACACUGUAACAAACUAUGGCGGGAAAUGUCAAACACUGACACUCUAUGGCAGCCACUGUGUGCACUUCAGAAUUGGCUUCACUUUCACACUGACCAGCAACUCUUCACAAAGAGUCACUACAAUUACAGUCUAACAGGACUCACAUCUCCCAGAUACACAAGUGCUGAUUGUUCUAAUUUCCCAUCCCUGGCCCCAACUUGCUACUGGAAGGAAAUUUACAAGCGAGCGUGUCACCUGAAGCAAAACUGGAUAUUGGGCAGGUAUACAGUUUUGCGUUCACUUCGAGGCCAUAAGGAACGAGUAGCCUGCAUUGACUGUGAUGGGAAACGAUUGGUCAGUGGAAGUACAGACAAAACUGCCCGUGUGUGGGAUGUGGUCACUGCGGAUUGCCUGCACAUCUUGGACAGCCACACAGAUGCCGUCACAUCGGUUUGCAUUAAGCACGAGGUCAUCAUAACAGGAUGUGCGGACAGUCUGAUUCGAGUCUUCCAGACUGAAACCGGGGUGUGUCUUCGAGCACUGAUGGGUCAUAUUGCAGGGGUGGAUCACCUUUGCUUUGAUGGAACCAGCGUGGUCAGUGCGAGCUUGGACAGAACCGUUCGAGUUUGGUCAAUCCAGGAUGGUCGUUGCAGGAGCAUUUUCAGAGGCCAUGACGAUGAUAUUCAGUACUUGACUAUGAAGGACCAUUUAGUUGUCAGCACAUCCUGGGACUGCACAGUACGAAUGUGGAAUCUAAGACAAGGUCUAUGUACAGCUGUACUGAAGGGUCAUUCCGAAGUGGUGAACUGCUGUCAUUUCGACUAUCGCUAUGUGGUGAGUGGAGGAGGGGACUGCUUAGUGCUGAUCUGGUCAACAGACAAUGGAAAAUUGCUGUAUAAAUGCCAAGGACACACUGGGGAUGUGUACUGUUUGCUAUUUAACAAGACAGUGAUCUGUUCUGGUUCAUCAGACAGCACCAUCAGAGUCUGGGAUUUUACAGGAACAUGCCUCUUUACCUUGAGAAAGCACAUUGGGGUGGUGAGGUGUCUACAUUUGGAUGGAAAUAAACUCAUUAGCGGAGGAGACAGAAAGAAGAUAUUAAUCUGGGAUGUCAUGGAACGCAAACUCGUGAGUGAGAUUCACAGAAACCCGUCUUUCCUGCACAAGUUCUGGGUUAAUGAAACUAAGAUUAUUGCAGCCUCUCCCGAAUCUCCAGGGGCUUUAACUAUUUUGAGCUAUUGGUAA
This is a messenger RNA of Callorhinchus milii (elephant shark), 1566 nucleotides long. Its product is annotated as F-box/WD repeat-containing protein 7-like. The record is from RefSeq and is a predicted model, not a curated record. Gene Ontology annotation, molecular function: protein binding. Bases 1 to 1566 code for a protein of 521 amino acids. The transcript is spliced from 12 exons. Lineage: Eukaryota; Metazoa; Chordata; Chondrichthyes; Chimaeriformes; Callorhinchidae.